This is a messenger RNA of Anthostomella pinea, 939 nucleotides long. The record is from the annotation of a GenBank genome assembly. NCBI's taxonomy places the organism in Eukaryota, Fungi, Ascomycota, Sordariomycetes, Xylariales, Xylariaceae.
AUGGCCGGCCCGAACGUGAAGAAGCGCAGCCACCAGGACUUCCCCUCCAAGGGAAAACCGCACAGGCCGAGCAAGAAGCAGAGAAAUUACAAGGUCGCCCAGUAUCACAGCGACUCCGACUCCAAUCCCGACUUUACCCCCGUCUACCUCGACUCCGACAACGAAGACCUCGACAAUGCCGCCGUGGAUGACAUAGCGUCAGGUUCUGGUUCUGGAUCAGACUCGCGCUUGGAUUCAGAUGCUACAGAAUCGCGGCCGACACCUGCUAGCAAAAAGCAAAAACCCCAGAACCCAAAAAAGGCUGAAAAAGGCGGUUCCGGUGGCGAGGACUCGGACGGACAAGACUCGUCGGGAGGGGAGGACGAUGAUGAAGAGGAUGAAUCAGACUCAGGGGCCGAGGCCUCAACCACGAGAUCCAAAAAGUCCAAGUCGAAGCGCAACGACCCGGAUGCUUUCGCCACGUCUAUAAACAAGAUUCUCUCGACGAAACUCUCGACCACACGCCGAGCAGACCCCGUACUUUCACGCAGUGCGGAUGCGCACAAGGCGGCGAAGGAAGCGGUUGAGAGCGCGUUGGAUUCAAAGGCGAGAAAACACCUGCGCGAACAGAAACGGCUGGCUUCCGAGAAGGGCAGAGUUCGGGACGUGUUGGUAGGCGCCACGAAUCCAAAGACAGGCGAGCCCGAGACUUCGACGGGAGAGAUAUUGCAGACGGAGAAGCGGCUUCGGAAAGUGGCUCACAGAGGUGUCAUCAUGCUGUUCAGAGCCGUCAGGGAGGCGCAGGAGAGGGCCGCUGAUGCCGACAAGGAGGCCAGGAAAGAUGGCAUCACUGGUGUAAUGAGACGAGAGGAGAAGGUGAAUGAGAUGAGUCGCCAAGGUUUCCUCGAUCUUAUAGCUGGUGGAGGUGGGAAGUCGAAGAGAGGUGCAUCAGAGGAGUAG